This is a messenger RNA of Phalacrocorax carbo (great cormorant), 1642 nucleotides long. The record is from RefSeq and is a predicted model, not a curated record. NCBI's taxonomy places the organism in Eukaryota, Metazoa, Chordata, Aves, Suliformes, Phalacrocoracidae.
GCGGCAGCGGCGGCAUGGGGGACACGCUGGAGGAGCCGUGGUGGGAGACUCCGUCCGGGGCAGGCAGCAGUCCAGAGUGUUUUGUGUUUGAUGCUGUGCCAGAAUAAAAUCCAGCUUCCAAUAACACAGUCAAGAGUUAGCCAAGGAAGACAUGGUCUUGGUCUUUCACACUCCUCCGUAGAUUUUGCAAAGGAAGAUGUAUUACUACUGUUUUCUGUUUUGUUACAUUUGUUCAUCUAUGAAUCCUGUUCCUAAUCUUUCAGAUGAUGAAGCUGGUGAGAAAGCAAGUGAGAACAGGACUGCGACACAUGAAGAUUCAGAUUCCAGACCUGCUGUGACAAAGAAAAGAAAGCAGCCUACAGAGUGUUUUCUAAGUCAGCCUGAAGAAAAACAAGAGACCACUGUGAAGGCAAAGAGGAGGAAAAAGAAGAAAAUUUCUGAUAUUCUGGAAAAAUCUGCUCCAAAACCUGGUGUGCCUGCAGAUCUACAAAAUCUGCUUAAUCAACAUUUUGGUGAAAACCGUUCAGUGAUUGAAAGAGAAGAAUUAAAGCUGUCAGAUUCCUGUUUUUUGCCAGCCAAUGAUCUCACCCACAGUUUUUCUUCAUACCUGAAGGAAAUCUGUCCUAAGUGGGCAAAACUCCGUAAAAACCAUGAGGAGAAGAAGUCAGUGGUGAUGCUGGUUAUCUGCAGUUCUGCCCUUCGUUCCUUGGAACUCAUCAAGUCAAUGACAGCAUUUAAAGGAGACUGCAGAGUUCUCAAGUUGUUUGCAAAGCACAUAAAGAUAAAAGAACAAAUUAAUAUGUUGGAGAAGGGCCUGUUCCACAUCGGGGUUGGAACUCCUGGGAGAGUAAAAGCACUAGUGGAGCAAGAUGGCCUGUGCUUGAACUCCACAAAAUAUAUGAUUCUGGAUUGGAACUGGAGAGAUCAGAAACUGAGGAGAAUGAUGGAUAUCCCUGAGAUAAAGAAAGAAACAAUGGACCUACUGGAGAUGUGUAUUAUAAAGCUGUGCAGAGAGGGCUCUGUGAAGCUGGGACUCUUUUAAUAAUUUUACCACCAGGGAAGUUGUUUGCAGCUGCAUUUUACUAUUACCCUGUCUGUAAUUGGCAAGUGAUUAAUGGGCAAUGGAAUUAAGAAUGUUGACUUUUCAGAGGCCUAUCAAUACAGAAAGAAUGCACAUUGCAACUUUUUCAGAGUUUCCUUUUAAUAAAACAGAAGUUUUGUAUGCAGUUUUACUGUGAUUUUUAUUGCAGGAGCUAUGUGUUAUUGAAUUUAGAGGUACAUUGCAUUUACCUGCUAGAUUUACUACAAUGUCACUUUCAAGACUUUGAAGAUGAACAAACUUGGGUGUGAAAGUCUUUGUUCAGUUCAGUUCUCUGUUAUCGCCCUCUGCUGUCCCAAAGGAGACCUUUACUUCUCUCAUGAGAGUGAUAAUUUAGUUCUUGCCUUAGAGGAUCUUUGAAAACGUUGUAUGAAUUUCAGUAAUUUGUCAAAAAGGUAUUUUUCACCCAUCUGUUCUAGAGCUGGCCAAGUUUAUCUGUAUAUUGAGACUUUAUUUUGGUUAAACUGUUGAAGUGUGCAAAAAUAUUCUUCUGUUUGUCCAUUUAAAUUAAAAGGCAAUGAUCUCUGGGUGAUUAUUCUGUCA